CCCCGAUGGCGUGCCUGGGCCCCUCAGAGCAAGGCUCACUUCCCAACCGGCCUAGGUGGCCCCUCCCAGCCGGCCUGUAUGGAAAAGGUCCGCCAUCUCCUGCCUGGCCACCCAGAGCAGGCAUCCAUCAAAAGUCCCACCACGGCGUGCCUGGGCCACCCAGUGAGCAAGACCCACCUCCCAACUGGCAAGGUGGGCCCUCGGAUGCCCCCUCCAUGCAAAGCCUCUACCAUGGCCUGCCUGAGCGCCGGCCGC
Molecule: messenger RNA, 255 nt
Organism: Penicillium egyptiacum
Lineage: Eukaryota; Fungi; Ascomycota; Eurotiomycetes; Eurotiales; Aspergillaceae
Source: the annotation of a GenBank genome assembly